AUGGCCGCAACGUCAAGCGUUACUGCAAUAGGAGGUCCUGACAUGGCUUACAUUGGGGAGCUUUACGAAAACAUAUCUCGACACCCACCGGGCAUAGGUGCCAGGAAGCUACUUGUCGAACACUACAUGUCAGUCGGUAACGAAUGGUUGGAAGGUGCAUUAGACGAGGCAAAGAAGCUGCAGGGUUUAGCCCCAACAGAUCCAGACGUCGCCGAGUUCCUAAAGGUUCUCGAGAAGAAGCCAGAGCCUCCAGGGCCUAAGAAAGCAGCUGAAGUAACGUCCACGUCUUUGACACAAUCACAGCGACAGAAUAUCAACAACGCUCGAUACAAGGCCAGACCGAUAUCGAAACACGAAUCCAACCGCCCAGGCUUGACCUUAGGAAAGCCAGUCGGCGACUUGGACGAUUCGCAACGAGACCUGGUCACUGGAUACCGAAAUAUACGUGCAAAAGCAAUGCACGUAUUCUCUAACAUGCUACGUCUACAGGCACUCCAGAAGAAGGCCGGUUUACCCCAAUCGAAAAAUCUCGCUAAAGUGCAUGCUAUGGCAGAUGGAGAUAAUGGUACCACCUGCGUUGGGAUGCGGCCGCCUGGAAGUGCUCGUUCUGUGGCGCGCAACGUCCGGGACAACUCAGAGGAGGCCACGAACCUGGUCAUACUAGACCUAGAAGACAUGAUCAGAUGGAUACGCGCGCCGUAUGGCACACCUUCAGGUGCUAGUAUUGACUCCAUCCGUGAUGCUCUUGUCACACGUCGAAGAGCAAUUGAGUCUGUGCUUCCUGACGAGCUAAAGAUCUAUUGCGAGCUUGGCUUCAUGCACGUUGAGCAUGAGCACCUCGAAAGAAACUACGUCAAUGACGAGACUAUGUACGGAGAUGAGGUCAAAGACAUCCCAAGAGAGGACUUCUACGUGACUGAAGACAACUAUGCGUGGUCGAUGGAUGAACUUGUCCAGGCUAUACAGGCAAAUAGCGGUGUACUUCGCAAUCCUCUAAGCAGAGAGAUGUUCACCCCAAAGGAUGUUAAGGGAAUCCUACUGCAUCCGUCAGGACAAUCUCUAGCCGCUCUACAUGUCGAGCAGCAUGCAAUGUCUAAAGGUGUGCGGAGUGAGACGAUCGAGCAGAUGGAAAAGCUCUCCACGAUAUUGCUAGCAGAUCAAACUAGCGAUACGUUCCCCAGCCGCAAAGCAGUAGACGAAUUUCUGCUUUAUGUUGCAACUCUACCGGAACUUGAGCAGAAAGCGAUAGAAGGCCUUAGAUGUCCCGCAAAAGACUCCCAUACCGGACAAUCUUAUGACUGGUCCAUUGGCGAGGCAGUGAAGGAUGCAAAGGGCAACCUUGUAUGUUUUCACAAAACGGGCGACUUCAUCAAGCAAGCCGCUGCACACUUGCGGAAGAACCGUAGCGUUGCCCCCAGACACCGACGAAGGUAA
Molecule: messenger RNA, 1434 nt
Organism: Alternaria atra
Lineage: Eukaryota; Fungi; Ascomycota; Dothideomycetes; Pleosporales; Pleosporaceae
Exons: 3
Coding region: 1-1434 (477 amino acids)
Source: RefSeq, a predicted model, not a curated record